This is a messenger RNA of Egretta garzetta (little egret), 3789 nucleotides long. RefSeq names its product von Willebrand factor A domain containing 3A (gene VWA3A). The transcript is spliced from 34 exons. NCBI's taxonomy places the organism in Eukaryota, Metazoa, Chordata, Aves, Pelecaniformes, Ardeidae. The record is from RefSeq and is a predicted model, not a curated record.
AUGGGACAGUUGUUGGACAAUGAUAAAUUUUUGGAAAAAGUUGGGGUGACCACAAAAUCCAGUCUACAACGUGAUCAUCUACCAUAUCAAGAUUUUACUAUGUCUCAUCUAGGACCAGAUAAUGAGUUGCUGGUAAUGCAUAUCAACAAGACACAAGAUCUGUUGGGAGUACAAAUGAAGAAAAUACAGUCUAAGAAGGUGCAAACCACAGAAGAAUGGCUAAGAAACUACAGUUUAGAAUCAUUGCAACUAACAUUAGAGCAUCUGAUAAAUGAAGGCAAUAUUAUUUUGUAAUGUUCCAGGAAUUCAAGAAAUGGUGUUGAAGAGGUAGAGUUUACUGAAGAGACUGUUACUGAUUUUGAGUCCAGACUUUCUGAAGUGAUUGAACUUUAUGAGCACCGAGUUCAGUGGCUGUUGCAGGACAGUAGAAAGAUAUUUGGCCUUAUAAAAGGAACCAAAGUUGGACUUGUGGUUGAUGUGUCUCAUAUGAGUUACAGACCUAGACUACUGGAUUUUCAGAAGGACCUUUUGUGCUUAAUAGAUGAACAGCUAUGUUAUAAGAAGCAAUUGUACUGCCUCUCAUUCAGUACAGAAAUUUCACCUCUGUGGGAGAGUCCAAAAAACAUCAAUGUUCAUGUGCUACAUGAAGCAAGACAGUGGAUACAACAGCUGGAGCCUGGUCGAGGCUGCAAUUUGCUGAAAGCCUUAAAACAUGUCUCUAUGAUGAAAGAACUGAAUUCUCUGGUUCUUAUUGUAGGAAGCUGCCCUGAUCAGUCUUUGGAAAUACUGUCUGACUAUGCUCAGCAGUGUAUGCUGGGGAGGAAACUGCAGACUCAUGCUGUUACGUAUGAUUGCAGCAAUGUUGCUUCUCUUACAGUUCUAAAGAACCUUGCAGAAGCUGUAAGAGGCCGUUAUCAUUGCUACUCUUCAAAAGGAGAGAAUUUUGAUAGCAGUGAUGUUCAUCUGCUACUUCAGGAAUCCCAGAAGGCUAAGGACCUGCUCAAGAACAUCAAACAAACUUUUCAAAGAAGAAUUGGUGGAUCACUUAUUAGAAGAAUAGCAGAUGUUUCCACAGAAUUUGCAAAUACAGCACCUUCCAACUUCUUACCAAAGCCUCCAAAGCACGAAGAACCACUAGUUAUUCAAACACCAAGCAUCCUGGCCAGAACCUCAACAGACUGGUUAAAGACAAAUGGAUUGAAAGCUAAAAAGUUAAACCUUUAUCAAGUUUUGGCUCCUAAUGCUUUCUCUCCCGUGGAAGAAUUUGUACCUAUUCUUAAAAAAACAGUAUCAUCAACUCUACAUGAGAAAGCGAUGACGCAGUUUGAAUGGUAUGAUGGAACUGUGAAAAAUAUUCAUGUUGAUCUGCCAGUAUUAUACAACUAUCAGAGACUGCUUGCUAAAAUGGUAAGAACCUAUGAGAAACGAAUUGACUGGCUAUCUGUUGCUAGCAGAAGAAUAUGGGGAAGUGUUUGUGAAAGGAGGGUGGUUAUACUUGUUGAUAUAUCGGUGACAAACUCCACAUGUAUCAUCCAUAUCCAACAUUCUUUGCGGCUUUUACUUGAGGAACAAAUGUCAGAUAAGGAUUACUUCAAUAUUAUAGCCUUUGGGAGUGAUGUUGUGGCUUGGCAGCUGGAACUGGUUCCUUCCCAGCCAGAAAACUUACAGAAUGCUUGGAGGUGGGUGUUGAGCUUGCAGUGCAAAGGGAGUAGGAACUUCAUGAGUGCUCUCAGGAGGGCUGUGGAAAUAGACUUCAAAGACAAAGAUAAACACAAAUCACAAGGGCUUUACCUGCUGACUACUGGAAUACCUGAUCAGGAAACCCACACAAUCAGUGCUUACGUGGCUGAGGUUUGCAGAGGUUUUGAUUUGCAGCUUCAUGUCUGUCUGUUUAGCGUAAUGGAGGACGUUGACUCCAAUGGGAUUAUUCCAGCUCGCUAUGCUAACCCAGCUGAAACUGCCAUUGCUUUUAAAGAAAUAGUACAGGCAGCCAAUGGGAGAUUUCAUUGGUUUGGAGAAGCAGGUAUUUUUGAAAGUGAUGAUAUCACUGUUAUUGUGUCUGAAAUGGAAAAAGCAAACAACUACUCCCAAAAGUGUGCAUUCCUAGUGGAAUCCUUGAAGCAACGUUCGGUAAAUCAGUCUGUUAAUCCAUUUAUACCAGAAGGAGACUCAAAUGUGCUUACGAAGAAGGAGAAAAGACCACAGAAGUUGCCAUCUCCUAAACCCACAGCUCUGAGUCUGUAUAUUAAAGACAACCAUGGUGCAGAGAGAAAUGCUUCCAUAAGAGUACUGGCAUGGCGUCCUACUAGUGCCAAAGCAGAAAUUCCACCAGCAAAACCAAUAAAAGAAUGGCCUCAGACCGAGGGGAAAAAAAAGCAUAAACCAAGGAAGCAGCCAGAGUUUCCUAUGUCAGUAUUUUAUACUGAUAAAGGAAGAAAUGUGGGUAUGGUAUACCGAAAGUAUCCAAAGAUAAUGUGCAUAAGAAAGUCUGUUCCCUCUGUUACAUUGCCAAAAAAAGAGGAAAUCUGUUCAAGCAAAGAGUGGCUGACAAAGUACAGUAUUAAAAAGCUUAAACUGGAAUUGCCCAGACUGAUGUUUGGUCCAGGCUGUACUCACCAGAAGAAAACUGUGGAGUCUCUGCACAAGAAAGUAUCGGCAAAAUACUGUACUAUCUUCCCUAGCGUAGAAAUCAAUGGGGUUGUGAAACAUCUGCAGUUUCAAUCUAAGGAACUGGAACUCUACACUGAACAACUGGAGAAAGUGCUGCAGCGCUAUGUACAAAGAAUACAGUGGCUUCUGUCAGGAAGCCGAAGAUUGUUUGGUACCAUUUUAGAAGCAAAUGUCUGUGUUUUGAUUGAUACAUCUGGUUCUAUGGACCCAUAUUUGCCACAUAUCACGAAAGAACUUGCCUCUCUUAUCUGGGAACAGCUGAGAAAAAACAAAGUCAGAUUUAACCUGCUGAGAUUUGCAGAAAAUAUGGAGAGUUGGAAGGAGUGUCUUGUAGAGGCAACUGAUGAAACAUGUCAUGAUGCUGUGCAGUGGGUGUCCAAAUUCCACGCUCAUGGAAAUACAUGCAUCCUUAUGGCUUUACAGAAGGCGCUCAGUUUCCAAGAUAUAGAGGCACUGUAUGUAUUGACUGAUGGCAAACCAGACUCCAGUUGCAGUCUGAUUUUGAAAGAAAUUGAAAGAUUGAGAAAGAAACAAGAUAUUAAAAUCCACACCAUUUCUUUUAGCUGUACAAACAGAGGAGCUAAUGAAUUUCUGAAGAAGCUUGCUUCCCAAACAGGAGGGCGCUACCAUUGCAGUUUUGGAGAUAUGGAUGGACAAUUAGCAGCACACAGACUGUUGACUGAGGGGUUUGAUGACGAUGAUGAUCCGGUUUUCCCUUACUUUGAAGGAGAUGAUUUAAAGAAACUUACUCAAGAAGUAGCAAAAGCUAGAAGCUUCUUAAAGCAGGCAAAAUCUUUGAGGUUACAACUACAGAAAUGGAAUAUAAACCAGAAGGACAAUUCAGGCUUUAAAAAAAGUGCCCAGAGUGGUCAGGCGUAUUACGUACAUCAUGGUGAAAAGGUGAGGAACGUUACUGUAACUCACGCUUUCCGAAUAGACAAGGCACGAAAUCAACUCUCUUACAAACCCAAGAAAUUCUCAUUCGCUGCUUCUGUGGGUCAUUAUCGUAAAACAAGACCUACUUGCCAAGAAGAUCACACGUUCCUUAAAACGGUGUUUACUUUUGGAAUUUUUGUUAAGAUUGAUCAUUCUUUCUUUCUUUCUUCUAAAAUCAAAUAA